AUGUCACACUUAGACUCUUUUAAUGGCAUGGUUGUAUCAAAAUACUUCCGUACGUUUCAAGACUAUAUUAAUUUCGAGCUUGUUUGUAAAAAGUUCAAAGACAACCUGGACAAGUUUCAUUACAACCCAAUAUCUCUAACACGAGAAAAUAUAAAGCAUUUUCCUAAGUUAGAGACGCUCUACAUUUACACUACAAUGGACGACUCUUUUGUUGAAAAAAAUUUCUUCAAACGAGUCAUAUAUUAUCCCGUCGAUUGCUCAAAGCACAAUAACAAAGAUGAGUGUGUCGUGUACCGGACAUUUUAUUACAGCCGAGAUAAUAGAACAAAGUACCCAAUUCCCAAAUACGCAAGUAUUAUUGGAAUCUCUACUUAUGAAAACGAAACAAUAAAACAAUUGGAGAUCCCUGAUAAUAUCACCAAAAUUGAUGACAUGGCUUUUCAGUCUUGUCGGAUGGUCGAAUUCAAAUUCCCACGACACUUAUACUUCAUAGGUAACAACUCCUUUGCUCAAUGCAGUACAUUGACCUCAAUCAGUCUGACAAGUGCAUUGCACCACAUAGGAGACUUCGCGUUUAGUCAUUGUUCGAAAGUCAGUAAUUUAGAUUUACCUCCCAAUUUGACGUACAUUGGGAAAGGGGCCUUUUUCGGGUGUUCUUCACUUUACAGUCUUCGCAUACCAAACUCGAUCUCCGAGUUAUCGGAAAGUUGUUUUGGGUAUUGUUCGAAGCUCUGUCUUAUCACAAUUCCAACAUCCGUUACAUCGAUCAAUGCAAAGUGUUUUAACUACUGCAGUUCACUCCGUUCACUUCAAUUGCCAAGUUCAGUUGUUUCGAUAGGAGAUCAUUGCUUCCUCGACUGUCAUUCUCUUAUUUUCGUGUCAUUUCCAAAGAGUGUCACACACUACGGUGAAAACAUCUUUAGAAAUUGUGUUGCAUUGACUCAAGUUACCUUUCCCGAACACGUCACAAAAUACCAAAAAGGUACCUUGUAUGGAUGUUCCGCAAUAAUAAGUUACACUGUGCCAGAUGUCAUAUGUGAACUUGGACCUUAUUGCUUUUCAAUGUGCUCAAAUUUGAGUAAAAUUUCACUGUCUAAUAAUGUUACAGAAAUUGGGGAUGAUUGCUUCAAUCGAUGCUUUUCACUCGCUUCUUUUGAUUUACCAAAGAACGUCACACGGUUGGGAAAAGAAACGUUCUUCGACUGCACUACACUGAGCGAAUUCCAAUUUAACAAAGUUAUAAAAUCUAUUGGAAAAGAUUGUUUCAGUCACUGUUCAUCACUUACACUCUUAAACAUACCAAAAACAGUUGAAGAAAUUGGGGAUCAAGCAUUCUAUUAUUGUCCAUCACUUCUUUUAAAAUUACAAAGGUCGUACAAUAACACAGUAUCAUUUUAUGAUAAGUCGCAGUUAAAAAAUAAAGACACAACUUCUUCUAUAAAAGAUUGCGUAAUCGUUUAA
Molecule: messenger RNA, 1461 nt
Organism: Entamoeba invadens IP1
Lineage: Eukaryota; Evosea; Mastigamoebida; Endamoebidae
Exons: 1
Coding region: 1-1461 (486 amino acids)
Source: RefSeq, a predicted model, not a curated record